Macrobrachium nipponense is the source of this 3843-nucleotide messenger RNA. RefSeq names its product putative N-acetylated-alpha-linked acidic dipeptidase. Lineage: Eukaryota; Metazoa; Arthropoda; Malacostraca; Decapoda; Palaemonidae. Gene Ontology annotation, molecular function: carboxypeptidase activity. The record is from RefSeq and is a predicted model, not a curated record. The transcript is spliced from 19 exons. The coding region runs from base 325 to 2781 and encodes 818 amino acids.
GUUCGGCUGACAUCCUGGAGGCUGCCAACUCAUUCUUCUUCCUAAUUGCACCAGGAAAAAAAGAAGCCUAUUUAUCAAUGUCACUGUAUUAGACUACCUCGUCGCAAUUCUUCAUCUUUUACAAAGGAAUGCUGUGCAGAAUACAAUUGAAAAGAUGUGAAUACAAGAGAUUUUUAAAGUGCCGUUCUAAAAGUGCAAUGAAAUGACAUCCUCAUGUUUUCACGUGCAACUUGCACACAUGAUAAGGACCAGGUUCAGUUACGGAUUUUGGGAGGAACUUUGAACAUCCUAUAACAGCCAACCUUGGAAGCAAUAUCACUUGAGAUGAACGGGAAGAGGAUAACAACGAUUGUCUUCUGUUCCGUAAUUCUCGUCGCUUGUGUUGUUGCUGCCAUUUCUAUAGCUACGUUAAAACCAGCCUGGUUCAGCCAGUGGCUUCAGCCACACGAAAAUCAGACAUCUGCUGACUUACUGGAUGAGCAACGAAAUCAAACAUCUGCUGACUUACUGGAUGGACAACGAAAUCAAACAUCUGCUGAAUUAUUGGACGACCAACGAAAUCAAACAUCUGCCGAAUUACUGGACGAACAACGGAAUCAAACAUCUGCUGAAUCAUUGGACGAACAGCGGAAUCAAACAUCUGCCGAAUUACUGGACGAACAACGAAAUCAAACAUCUGCUGAAUUAUUGGACGAACAACCAGCUCCUUCUCCAUAUUCAGUCGAAGAGUUCAUCCUAGACGAAGUCGAUCCGGAAAUCAUUAGGAGCCAUAACAGAUACUUAUCCUCGAAUCCUACCGGAGGGGGAAGAGAAGGAGAAAGGGGGAAGGCCACUUGGGUACAGAAAACCUGGGAGGAACAGGGCAUGGACGGAGUACACCUGGUGCCCUACAACGUUCUGAUUUCAUACCCCAAAAGAGACACGCCCAACGUGGUGCGCUUGAUAAACCCGAACAGACAAGUAGCCUGGUCAGCUCAGGGAUGGAUCAAACCACUGUACACUCAGAAGGAGUUCUCACCGGACGCUUUCCCUGACGCCGAUGCGUAUUCGGUAUCGAGGGAUAUAAAGGGCGACGUCAUUUACGUCCACUUCGGGAGGAUGCAAGAUUUCGAGUUCCUGAAGAGCAGAGGAAUCGACGUCAAGGGAAAAAUCGUCCUUACGAGAUACCGGGAGACCUUCAAAGCUGAUAUUGUAUCAAAUGCGGAGAGAUUCGGGGCACUGGGAGUCGUACUCUACCCUGACCCUGAGAUCUACGGGCCCAAUGGAAUACAGUCAUACCCAGAUUCUCUACAUUUACCAAUCUCAGCUUCGUCUGUUGGGUCCGCUCAGUUGACUGAUGGAGAUAUACUUAAACCUCUUUUGCAGUCUGUUGAUCACGGUCAACAUAUCCAGGUAUCAAAGGCUUGGUUACCCACAAUACCUGUUCAACCAAUCGGUUACGACGAUGCUAUGAAAAUCAUCAGCCAGAUGGGAGGACUGACAGCUCCCAUGGCAUGGCAAGGAGGCUUCAAUGCUACGUACAAAAUAGGUCCAGGAUUUAUCACCCCCGGCAGGAAACUAGGCCUCGAAGUACACGUCUAUUUAGUUCAGACAACAACUUACAAUGUUAUUGGUGUUAUUGAGGGGUCUGAGGAACCAGACCGAUAUGUCAUUGCUGGUAACCACAGAGAUGCCAAGCUAUUUGGUGCGAUAAACCCUUCAUCAGGAACGGCAGCCAUGCUUGAGGUGUCUCGCGUUCUCCUUGAUCUUAAGAACGAGACAGGCUGGAGACCGAGACGCUCCAUUGUCUUCUGCUCCUGGGGGUCGGAGGAGUACGGGCUAAUCGGCUCCACGGAAUGGACGGAGGAGUUUGCGAAACUGCUGGCCGGACGGGCUGUUGUUUACCUGAAUGUCGACACGCCAAUUGAAGGUAACUACACCUUCAGAGCUGCAUCGUCGCCGCUUUUGGCUCAAGUCCUCUUCGAUGCCGCCGGCAAAGUACCUAACCCGGAUGAGGACGAAAUCACCGCCGGAAGACUGACAGUCUACGAUACCUGGGCCUUACGCCAGCCUGACGAUAAUCAUCCUGGUACCCCCAGACUCCACCAAAUAGACGCAGAGAGCGAUUACAAAGGCUUCCAGCACAAGUUGGGCAUCCCGUCCCUGGACAUCUGUUACACACACAGCAGAGACGUGAAUGAGAGGACUUUAAACCAGAGAACGGCAGUUUCGAAAGAUGUAGACAUCGACGAAGACUUCGAAUUUCACGCAGCUCUGACCAAGAUUUGGGCCGUGCUAGCUGUCAGCUUCGCGGACGCUCAGCUAUUACCGUUAUCCCUGAUGGCCUACAGCUCCUACAUCACGUCUGCCUACCAAGAGGUCAUCCUGGCCAUAGGUAAACACGUCGCCAAAACAAACUUGACCUUGGCACACUUCGGCGAGGCGGUGUUGGAGUUCAGGCAGGCUGCGGAGGAAUUGACAGAAAAAUUAGCAUUUGUAGAUACUGACAACCCCCUGGCGGUGAGAAGAGCCAAUGACAAGCUGAUGAUGGUCGAGCAAGCGUUCAUCGAUCCCCAUGGAAUCCCGGGCAGGACGGAUUUCAAUCACGUCGUGGUGGCACCGCCCAUGAGCAGUACCUUCUCCAACAAGGCUUUCAACGGACUGACGGACGUUCUGGAAGACAUUAACAUGUUCGACCAAGAGGAACAAGAGCGACGCUGGGAAGUGUUCGCCCAGCACCUGAAAGCUGUCACUUACAUGGUGGACUCGGCUGCCAAAGUCUUGAGGAAUGACUUGUGGUGACUGUAGUAGAGGGUCCGUCUCCAGGCUACAAUGAAAUUGUAUUUAUUACUCGAAAGAAAUCAUAAAGCUGCCUAAAGUCUUUCAAGAGGAGGUUAUGAUACUAUAGUAGAUUCACAUCAACCGUGCAUUUGAUGUCUAGGCCAGUCCAUUACGACGCUCCUGAUUGGCUGUUGACAAGCCAAUCACAGGGCUGGAAACUUUCAGUCUCUCGAGAGAGUUCACAUGGGUAGGAUCGAUGUUCCACCUCUCCUGAGGGAUAUAAUUAUCCCUCAAGACAGGUGGAACAUACAUUCUGCCUAUGUGAACUCUCGAGACAGACUGAGAGUUUCCAGCCCUGUCAUUGGCUUAUCAACAGCCAAUCAGAAGCGUCGUAAGGGUCUGGCCUAGACAUCAAAUGCACGGUUGAUGUGAAUCUACUAUAGUUACCCCAUUCCCGUUUUCUCUGGAUGCUCCUGUUAAUGCUGCAUUCCUGUUUUCUGUCGAAGUUCAUGCUCGAAGUGAAACGCUAAGAAAUGACGAAUUAACACAGCAAAUGGUUGAUGAGAAGUAAAGAUAUUUAUCAAAGUAUCUGCUGAGGAAACUAGUCCCUAUGAGACUGCUUUCUUUGACUGCUCAUAGCAAGCAGUUAAAGCGAAUGUUGAAAUAUGUGUGCUAUCUAAAACAAAUAUACGUAAUAUGGUUUGUUUUAUAAAUAACCUUAAGAUAUUUUCCUUUCACUCUAUAUCAAAUCUUUGGUAACGAAAGAGGAGGGAUGAAUCAUACGUCGACGACCCUAUCUCAUGAGUGCUCAAAUUCGUGUCCACUAUUUUAUUUGUCAUCACAUUUUCAUUGAAUCAGAUGUUUAGAUAUUUUAAAGUUUUUUUUUUUCCUCCUUCUUCUUCUGCUUUGACCGUGCCUUACUCCCAAGCUGUGGCUAAACUAUAUUCUUAUUGCUUCUAAGUUCCCUUGACACUUGAAUAUUGAAAUGUACCCACCUAAACCAUAUAUUCCUUGGAACUGACUUGAGUGUAUAUAUGCUUUGUUUACCCUUGUUUCGCUCACAUCCAGUAUUUGUGACUUUUA